AUGACAAGCUGUGAUAUUGUGUCGGGGGAAUGCACAUUUGGAUGCGUGUCCGGAAGUCAUGGUUCGUAUUGCGAGCUUAUUUGUGACGAGCGAUGUGGUUCAUCUCGCGACGGAAUAAAAGCAUGCAGGCAAAGAGACGGGUUCUGUGUGGAAGGCUGUGAGCGUGGAUAUAGAUUUGAAGUCACCGGUUGCUUACCUGUGACUGACAAGCCUUGGGAUGAAAGCAGUGUCCUUACAGUAGGAGUUUUGGGCGGAAUAAUUGGCCUUCUCAUCAUAGCGCUUGCUGUUGCUAUCGGGUGUACCGUUCUUAUAAAAAGAAGACACGUCAUCGCUCAAAAAGACAAUUUCAAAGAAAUUAAACCUGACGAGGAGGCUAGAACUUACGAGGAGAUUCCAGAACAGACAGAUCAGCCAAAGUACCAGAAUGUCAAUACCAAUAACUAUGACAUGCUGUUUGCUAACAGUAGCUUUUGA
Mya arenaria is the source of this 474-nucleotide messenger RNA. RefSeq lists its product as uncharacterized. The record is from RefSeq and is a predicted model, not a curated record. The transcript has 4 exons. The coding region runs from base 1 to 474 and encodes 157 amino acids. NCBI's taxonomy places the organism in Eukaryota, Metazoa, Mollusca, Bivalvia, Myida, Myidae.